Uranotaenia lowii is the source of this 5764-nucleotide messenger RNA. It is a transcript of the gene dlt, whose product is annotated as protein disks lost. The transcript has 13 exons. Gene Ontology annotation, cellular component: nucleus. The record is from RefSeq and is a predicted model, not a curated record. Gene Ontology annotation, biological process: chromatin organization. Bases 428 to 5290 code for a protein of 1620 amino acids. NCBI's taxonomy places the organism in Eukaryota, Metazoa, Arthropoda, Insecta, Diptera, Culicidae.
AUCAGCUGUCAAAGUAGUGCGAAAGUCGGUUGUUUUUCUCCGGACGCGAUUUAUUCGUUUUGUUUAUUUCGUCGCGAGUGGAACAAAAUUUACGACAUUUCGGUCAAAUUUUCUCGCUGUUUUAAUGAACAUUCGCCGGUUGUAGUUGUUAAACAAUUGUCGUUUGGAGCGGUUUCGAAAUUCGCGUGUGCUGCCGGUUUCCGCAAUCUUCGUCGGGUUGUACGAUUGUUUACUCCAGUGGUGCAAAUCCUGUUAAUUCGUGUCGGUUGGAAAAAAGUUUACGGUUGAUGAUUAAAGCUCAAUGUUAUGUUGAUUCAUUUUUUGAAAAGUUUACAAGGUUUGAUUUAAAAGUUCAGUUUUGUGAACCAGUGAUUCUUAUUUAAAGUUACGCGUCAGUGAGUAUUUUUGUUCUUUGAGAGUGAGUAAAAUGGCUGAGCAGCUAUUGGAGGCCGCUUUGGCUGCCAAAUUCGAGUCGGAGGAGGAAUUUCCAAGCUGGUUUCUUCAACAAUUUAAGAAAAACGAUACAACGAGCUGUACGAUCGAAGAAUUUGCUGUUCACUUCCUGGGUCUGAUUCGAUCACAAACCGAAGACUUCACAAAAUGUGCCCCAUCGAUGUGCGACACCCCGAAGAAUGUUAUCCCUACAAGUUCGUCUGCUCCCAGCGGAAGGAAACUGUCAAUCACAACAUCUUCUUCUGUAGCAAUGGCUGCGGCGGAUGACGAUCAGCCACCAGCAUCAAUAACAACAACAUCGAUGGGAACAACGGCAACCACAACAUAUGCCAAUAACGGCAACGCACCCAUAUCAGUGUCGAAUGAACCGUCUCAAUUACCGGCAACUUCCGCCUCCAGUCACGAGAUGGUGCCGCAAAUGGCGGGGAAAGUUGAUACGACGACUCUGGGGGCGACGGGAAGCGCAGGACGACGCUCGAUUUCACGGGAUUUGUUUGUCGGUUCCAGCGAUUCGGUGCUGGAGGAUGACUUUCAGACCGGAUUCCAGAACAUCGAUCAGGACAAGGCGAGGUGCCAGCAAAAAAAUAAAAGUGUCCUAUCUAUAUCGGAGGUCCCAUCGAGUCCGGUUGCGAACUUCACAGCUCGGCUCCAGGGACAAACGCCAGGCAGCAUGAAAAUCGAUUCACAUUCCAAUACGAGCACCCCGGUUCGUCAUGCAUCGAAGUCGAAUGCUGCCCUUCAACUUAGCACCAGCACUCCGAUAGCCUCGACCUCUGCUCGAUCAAGCAAAUUGGGUUCACGAAGCGCCUAUGGAAUGGACUGUUCAACUCCCGGCUCACGUCACGAAUCUAGGAAGAGUCAUGAUAAGUCUUUUGGAAAUAACUCCAGCAGGCUCAGUUUGGGCGAUUUCAUCACGAACUCCUCGAUGAAAUCAAACAAGUCCAGAAAGUCGACAGGUUCUAAGGAUACCAGUAGGAACGAUUCGUUGUUUCUCGAAAACGAUUUUCCAAGUUUGGGAUCUCCGGUGAAUUCUACUCCUGGGAAAGAGCAUCUACCUCAAAACCGCAAUAAGAAAAGAGUAACGCCAAUCACCGUUAGCAAAACUCUUACCACUCAUUUGGGAGGUUCUAGUUUUGAGUUGGAAAAUGCCGCCCCGGCUAGCCCUGUCAAUAAUAGAUCACAACGAAGGAUCGUCCCAACGUCUGUGCUCUCUGAUCGAGGUUCGAUUUCCGGUAACAAGCACGACUUCAAUAGCUCGUCUUUCAAAUCUGACAAUAAUCUCAUGAACCUCACGGAGGACAGUUUGGAACUGGACAUGUCUCAGAAAGAUGAGCGAGGAUUGCUCCGAAAUUAUAAAGACAUCAUAAAAAGUACCUUUGAAGCGGCCGAGGAGCAGAAUGUUGACACCAACAGAAUGUUGCAAACCGCACUCCGGAAUUCAAUCAACACACCCAGAAAGCUUUCCGAAAGUGCCUUGGUUCCACCUAUCAGAAUAGACCUCGCAAAGGUUACUCGGAAGCAGGAAAUAGAACGAUUAGUUCACAUUUACAGUUUGCUCAUAGAUCUGAACUUAACGCCUAACGUAUUAUCUGAGAUAGCGUAUCUGAUCAAUCUCGUCAACACCGAGUCAGAUCCAUUCGAUACGGCUUCUUCAAUUAGUUCGGACCAAUCGGAUGAAUCCGUCAAUUACUUCACAAUUCUGAAGAAUGUCAACAACUGCGUUUAUUUUGCACUUGAGGUCUUGCAGUUACAAAAAUCUCUACUGGCUUUGCUAGACAGCACUUCGCUCAAAGUCUUGGUGGAAAACGAACGGAUCAACGGGUUGUGUCCAUCGCUGAAUGGAUUCUUGAGGGAGAUUCACGGCCAGAAGCUGCAGCUCGAUGGCAGCGUACAGCGGAUGUUGGACAUGUCCGUCAAGCUGGUCAAUGGGGGCAACGUUUUCUAUCAGCAGGAAGCGGACACCAAGGAGCAUUUCCCAUCGGAUAAGGAGUUUGGAGCCUUUAAGAAGCAGCGGGAUGCUUUCUGCACUAUCUAUCGGACGUGGGACUUCAAGCACCUGAAUCCCACGUGGAACUUUCUAGCGGAGCUGAGACCGAAAAUUCGAGCCUUGCUGGCCAUCAUGGAGCACCCGAUCAAUAUGGCCCACCUGGCGAAACUCUUCACGGCCCAGCUGGUACAGGCGUGCAAUUUCGAGAACUCGCCCUCGGAGCUGGCAAUCGCCCUGCCAAACGUGGAUCCGGCCAAGUUGGUAAAACUCCGCCAAAGGUUGGUGGCGCCCAGCCAAUUCUCCACCCAGUAUCUUUUUCCCGGGAGUCAGGCGUUUUUCCGCGACUUCAUCAUCGCAACCGAGGCGAAUCAAAUUUUCACCGAACAACUGAAGGCGGUGCUGAUCCACGAGCUGCUGGAGAUGAACGGAUCCUCCUACGAGGUGCUCAACGUUUCCGGCCCCGAAAGUCAGCAGCAGCACGGCAGCGAGUAUGUGGUCCGUCCGGAAUCGACAACUACGAUGCGUGUUUUGGCGAAAUUUGUGGGCUUCAUCAUCUCAAGGCCACUCAACUACGAUAGCUACCGGAACUCGACCGUAGACAACCGGCAGCUGGAGCUGCGAAAUUCGCUGCUGCCACUGUUCGACGUAAAAUCCAUUCUACUGAAGGCAAUCGCCGAACGCAAGCUUAUCAUCACCAUUCCCUGGCUGGUGCAGUAUCUGGCCAUGCUGGAUGGAAUCAGCCUCCGGUUGGAUUAUUACAAAGAGCUUUUCGAUAUUUUGUACGAGCUUUACCUGCGAACAACGACUCGAGAUCCUGGCCCGAUUGAACGGAAGCUUCUGGUUACUCCCACUUCCAAAUUCAUCAUCCGAGUUAGUCUGGGCUGGCUUUUUGAACAGCCUCACAUUCCGGAGGAAUACUAUAGCUACCGCCAGGAGCGCAGAACUUUACUUCCGGUCGACGAAGGAUUGCAAAAUUUCAAAAAGAUUGAACUGCUUGUCGAUAAAAGCACCGCAGAAGAUUUGGAACGGCAUAGAAAAGCACUUGUAUUGACGAAGGUAAACAAUGACUCUGGCAAAGGAACGACGUCGACGUCGUGUUUCGAGCUUAAACCAUUCCGAGAUGAAUCUAUUGAAAUCCAACCCCGGACACAAGAGGAGGGCUCUAAAAGUGAUGCAAUUUCAUUAAACCCGGUCCUGGAAAGCAUUCUCAAUGCAGCCUGUCCAUUCCUGGCCGAUUUCCGGGUAUCGAUGAUGCCCUCGAGGCUGGAGAAAACCGUCUCUCGAUCCGGUCGUUAUCGACACAUCACAACAAAAUACUCCGGUUCUACGACGAUGGCCAGUGCCAAGCACAAACAGACCAACGACCAGCAUCGACUUCUGGAUGCUUUUCUCCAGUCGCAAAGCCUUUCGGUGCGCCGGACGGUAGAAUUCAUUAUCGAACGAGCCUCAUCGGCCGCCAUCAAGGACUUCCAGAUAGUGCAUCUGAUCCCGGCCAGGAAACAAGUAACGGAACAAAUCGCCCAGCUAAGAGCAGAUUCGACGGCCGCGGCUAGCAAACAAAUUUAUCUUCUCUGUUCCACGGCUCUGACCGAACUCAACAGCUCGUGGGACGCGAAAAUCCCACCGAUGCUCGCCAGAAGAAUCAGGGAUGGAUUCGAUGCGUUGCUCCCAACCGAGACGCUUCAUGCGGUGAAGGAAACUUGCGUGAAGGUUGCGAUUGAACGAUGCCUGGUCAAGUCCAAUGAAUGGCGCCAGACGCAUAUGACUGAAAUUGAUCUCUUCUGCAAGGACAUUCCCGGUGAGGCUUCGAAGGCUGCCACGAGGACGACGGCUGCCGGCAAACAAAACUUCCAAAUUGCUGCCGUCACUUCUUCUUCCAAUGCGGCUGUUGCUGCUGCCUCUCCGCUUACCGUGGUUCUGGAUCGGGUCCUGCAUACGACGGUCUACGAGCAUCUUCAGGUUCUGGUCCACCAGGCCGCUUACUGUCCGGAAGAGCUGAACUCCCCAGAGCUGGAACGCUUCCUCGACCUCUGCCGGCAUUAUUUGAAUGAACAGGAUGGAACCCCAGUCAUGAACCGAAUGUUGGCAUUCACACUGCUCCAGAUGGCGCUGCUUCUCGUAAUCAAUCGAUGUGAUUUGAUGACGCCCGAUGUCCUGCAAGCUUUCCUGUCCUUGUGGAAGCAUCCCAAGUUGGUUGAGUUUUGUACCACACCGGAAUCGGCGGACCGCCAUCAGCAGCGCAAACAGCAGGAAGAGGACGAAAUCGAACAACUGAUGAAGACGACGGCCAUGGAGAAUUGUGACCGCUCCAUGGUGGAUGAAGAGGAAAUAAUGCGAAUCAGGCAAAGACAGCAGCAAGAAGACGCCAACUACGUCUUCUCGACUUUGGUCAGCAACCGGUACAUCCGGAUGAUGGAGGCGGCCCGAGGUGGAAGGAGUUCUCCCAGCAUCCAGAGCCAGAACCAGGACCAGGCGUACCGGUGCUUUGCUAAUUUCAUCAACGCGCUCGUCCAGUCGGAACUGAUCAGCAUCCGGCGGUUAAACGAACAGUUUGUGAAAAUAUUCAGUGAGGACUGGCAACAGCAAACCCUAGAACGCGUCUCCCGCUUGAUGGAUGCGGUUCUACGAGGAGGAGACGAAGGACCUUCAGCAGCAGCAGCAUCCGAAUCAUCAUCUACUGGUGAAGGUGGCCCAAAGGCAGCAGCAUCAGGACAGUCGUCGUCAAACUCCCACGGGGCCGGCGGAAGUGGAAGUGGUCGUCGAAAAGCUCCGGCCAGCCCGGAUGACUCGCACUCGCAACUUUUCCUCGAAAUGCUCUCCGAUUUGGCUCGGGAGAUUGAGGAUUUCUGAUGCCUAAUUGCGUUCCCCCGUCCAGCAAACGUCAAACGAACGCAACGCAUUUGCUGAAGGGUGGCUCCAGAGAGCUGGUAUGUCGCUACCCAAUCUUACCGGGAUCCUGAAGGUGUGAUGGCCAGCCAUUAGCGACCGUUGUUGGCUCCGACUGACUCUGACUGACAGGUAAAUCUGGCAGCGACAGUAAUGUUGUUCAAGUCUCGUCAUCGUCAUUUGAGUGGCCGUCCAUUUUCCAUCUUCUUCCAGCUUAGGCCAGGUUUUCUGCUAAAAAUUCAUCUCCCUGUCAACUUGUUCCGUUGGACAGUUGAAAUUUACUCAUUUCGUUUUUUAUUAUUCUUGUUCCCAAUUGCAUUCAUUAUUCAAAUAUCCUAUUUAAGUUUUCUUGCUCCAUCUGUUUUUUAAUCGUUACUCAUUUUUAAUUGCAUUUGAUUGAAAGCCCAUUAAACAAUUUCAUUACUAUUAUUUGUUCUU